CCCAAAGAAUUGCGUGCCGUUCAACCUCGUUCCAACCCUUUCCAUCCCCAAACGAAAUCGACAGCAGAGCUGAGCUGAACCUCCUCUGCUUGCAAUUCCUUUUUUCUUUUUCUUUUUCUUCUUUCUUUUUUCCUGCCAUGGGUGUCUUCGACAACCUGAUGCUUGGCCUCGACCAAGGCCUGUCGGAGUUCUUUGCGCAAUGGAACGCCUACUCGACAGCCCUCGUCACCCUCCUCGUCCUCGUCAUCUCUUACCGCCUCGUUACUCAUAAGGAGCCCGAUGUGCACCCUCUGCUGCUGGCCCGUCAAGCCCAGUCCUCUCCCGUCCGACAGGAGGGCGAGUCUCCGGUCUAUCGUGCCCAUGGCGUUCCCCAUGGCAUGGCCUUGAACAGCGGGCUCAACAUUAAGGAUACCGGUGCCUCCAAGUGGUCAUGGGGCCGCGACGGAGAUCUACGGGAUAUAUGGCGCAGGGCUGUUGCUGGGACGCCUGAGGAAGCCGGGAAGCCUUCGGGGACCAAGGGACGUUUGCUGACGGCUCAUGGGCCGAAGAUUGAGGCCCAUUCUCUUGACGACAUCACGCGCCAAAUCAACCUGCUCGGCCGAUACCUUCACGAUCAAGGCGGAAUCCGGGUCGCCAUCUAUCUGCCCAACUCCAUCGAGCUCCUCGCAACUCUCUUCGCCUGCUGCUUUUACCCGAACCUCAUCCCCAUCCUCAUCCCCUUCGGUGUCAAGGAAGAUGAACUUGUGUCCAUGCUACGCCGCUCUGCCGCCGAUACGGUUGUCACCGCUCCUGGCGCCUUCCCCUUCAACGUUGUCGUCGAGUCGUACCCCGCCCUUCGUCAACUGGUCUGGGUUGCGGACGAGGGCAACCGUCACAUGGACUGGAACGAGGUGCCCCAGGGCAUGGGCGGCAGCGUCAACGUCGCCACAUGGCAGGACAUCGUCCAAGAGGCCCCCGUCGCCGCCGGUACCGAACUCCCCCCGGCAGCCGGUCAGCAAGAGGCGCAAGACAUCAUCAUCUUCUGGCAAGGCAAGCCCGGCUCCGUCGACGAGAUGGUCCGCUUCUCCCAAAACAACCUGGUCUCCGCCGUCGCCGCCCAGCUCGCCGCCGUACCCGCGGCGCAGCGUCUCGGGCCCUCGGACCUGUUCCUCCCCGCCGACUCUCUCACGAACGUCUACACCCUCGCCCUGACCCUGACCGCGCUGUACUCGAACGCCUCGCUCGCCCUCACCUCCGUCGCCGGCAAGUCGGCCGACCUGAUCCUGGCCACCCAGGGCGUCGCCCCCACCGUCGUCGUCGCCUCGCCCGAGACCCUCCUCAACGUCCACCAGGAGUCGUCCCGCAAGCUGUCCUCGGUACCGGCCAAGCUGUCGCACUGGCUCCGCACCCGGAGCCUCGUGGAGAACGGCGUCAUGCCUACUUCGUCGGCGACUUCGGGCUACCACCCCGCCGUGGGGACCUCCCCGAAGAAGCUCCGGCUCGUCUACACCGCCGAGCGGGCGCGCGCCGGGUCCCCCGCCCUGUCGUCGCAGGUGUUGUCCGACCUCCGGGUCUGCCUGGGCGCUCGCGUCGUUUACGCCCUCACGGCAGCCGAGGUCGCCGGCGCCGUUGCGCAGACGGGGUACUACGACUACAGGCUACAGCCGGAGACUGGGUCUUACUCGCAUUUCGGCGCCCCUGUCACGAGUACCGAGGUCAUUCUCCGCGACACGCCAGACCUGAAGUCCACCGAUGAGCAGUAUCAAGGAGAGAUCGUUGUCAGGGGCCCUUCGGUGGUCGGAAACGAGGCCGCCUUGGGGGUCAAUGGGAAGAUCCUCGAGGACAACACUCUCGCAUAUGUAUGAGAAGGAGGUUCAUAGGAAGACACGGAGACAGAGAGAGAGAGAGAGAGAGAGAGUUCUUUGCUUUGUUAUGCCUUCCGAGGAUAGCGAGGCAUCUUUUACCUUCCACCAUUAGACCCGGUUGACCUGAUGCGAAAGACCAAGCGAAGCCGGAGAACGUUCCUAAAAGACGACUUUAUUCUAUGAGAUGAAUAUGACGAAUCAACUUAAAAAUAGAAUACUGUGAGAUUCUGCCCGACAAACCCCGAUCAAAUGUAGGCGUUGUAAAAGCCUGGCUAGCCCGAGGGACUCCCCCGGGAGUGAUGGCUUUGCUGUUUGUGUAUGCGUGGUUGUGGGUGUCUAUCAAGUACUGAAUAGCAGAGUAGACGCGACACAUGAGUCUUAUGGUCGUAAGGGGAUGAAGAGACAGCG
Sodiomyces alkalinus F11 is the source of this 2252-nucleotide messenger RNA. RefSeq lists its product as hypothetical. Lineage: Eukaryota; Fungi; Ascomycota; Sordariomycetes; Glomerellales; Plectosphaerellaceae. The transcript is spliced from 3 exons. The record is from RefSeq and is a predicted model, not a curated record. Gene Ontology annotation, cellular component: membrane; endoplasmic reticulum. Bases 138 to 1844 code for a protein of 568 amino acids. Gene Ontology annotation, molecular function: long-chain fatty acid-CoA ligase activity.